Molecule: messenger RNA, 429 nt
Organism: Trypanosoma theileri
Lineage: Eukaryota; Euglenozoa; Kinetoplastea; Trypanosomatida; Trypanosomatidae
Product: Tbingi protein
Exons: 1
Coding region: 1-429 (142 amino acids)
Source: RefSeq, a predicted model, not a curated record
AUGCUAAAACAAGCUUCCCACAAAAGAUGGAAAACCCUCUGCAAGAACAUUGCCGUGGCAGACGGCCGCUGUGGGAACAUUUUGAAGAGGAUUUACGCCCCGCGACCCCUCAGUACCCCGGCGAUUAAACUUAACAACACGGUACUCACGGAAAAUCAGAAAGCUAAGCACUUUAUCCGCUUAUAUUCAAGACGAGCUCAACGGCACCCACAUUCCUACCCUCCACCGCCCAUUCCAGUCACCGAUACAGAAUUCACCCCCAUUACAGCAGCAGAACUGGAACGAGCGCAGCGUCUCCUUCCUAAAGGGACGGCUGCAGGUCCUGAUGGGAUCUACGGCGAGGCUCUCCAACAUUUGGGACCUCGAGAGCCAAAGCAGAGACCCUCGCCCUCUUCAACGAGAGUCUCCGUACAGGCGUCGUUCCAGUAG